Messenger RNA from Brassica rapa (field mustard), 4273 nucleotides. Its product is annotated as kinesin-like protein KIN-14G. Gene Ontology annotation, molecular function: microtubule motor activity; microtubule binding; ATP binding. Gene Ontology annotation, cellular component: microtubule cytoskeleton. Gene Ontology annotation, biological process: microtubule-based movement. NCBI's taxonomy places the organism in Eukaryota, Viridiplantae, Streptophyta, Magnoliopsida, Brassicales, Brassicaceae. The record is from RefSeq and is a predicted model, not a curated record.
AUGCAAACUAAUGAUUUUAAGAAUUAAAAUUGUAAAUUUUUCUGAUGUGACAAUAAAUAUUUUUGCUGUGAGAUUUUGACCAUAGAUUUGAAAAUAUUUAAUGAUGUGCAUAUGAGUUUUCUAAAUCUAAAAUAAGUAUUUAGAUAUAUUUGUUUCUACAGCAAAAACAAUAGAAAAGAAAAUUUGUAGUUUUAGAAAAUAUUUAUAAAACAUUAUUAGAAAAAUUGACUUUAGAAAUUAUUUUGGCUUACAUCACUUUUAAAACAAUUUACCAAUCAACACCUACACAACCAUAACCAUGUAGUAGAAUUAGAACAUUAAAUUCUCCAUAAAAAAAACAGGACAUAAAGUCAUAAACUAUUCUAUAGGAAACAAUACAUAUAGAGAGAAUUAUCCAUCUAAGUUGAACCUUUAAGACAAUUAAGAGAAGAUCUUGAACUAAGUAAGGGUAAUUGAUUGAAGAAAUAAAUAAGAAAUAGAAUCAGAAACUAGAUAUUGACAGCACACCAGCAUAACUAAUGGAAGUUAACAUAUCAUUUGAUUUGAUUUAUCCAGCAGUAUUUAGUGCUGUUUAUUCAAUGAGUGUUAAAAUGAUAGAGAAAGAGGUAACUUGUAAUAAAAUAAAAUGUAUUAAAUAGAAUUGUAUAUGAUAUUAUUUAUACAUUUAUAAUUUUAUCUCCAUUAAUAGUAGUACCCUAACAAUUUUCAAAAAUUCCAAUAUACUAUAUACUUUCAAUAAAAUAUAUCUACAAUAAUGUAGUCGCCUAAUGUUUGAAAUGGAAGAAAAAAAUAGCCAAGAAAGAAAGAAAGAAACCGAAGCGGGAGGUUUGGGGGAUAGGUUCGGAGGGUGUAGCGCCUCUUUCUCCCCGUCCGCUAGAUUUUUAUUUUUAUUUUAUUUUUUAAUAAAAAAGAAAGCGAGAAAAAAGGGGUGAGAAAGUGUGAGCGAGAAAGUGAGGGAAAAUUUACAUUUCAAAAGAGAGAGAGAGAGCCCCCUUCUCUUCUCUUCUCUUCCUCCGUAGCGAUCCUUUUUAUAUAAACCGCAAUUUUCUCUCUUCCUCACAUCGAUUCUCCUCCCUUAAACAAACAGCAACCAUCCCCAUUCUCACGAAAAUUAUCCAUCGCUUCGAAAGCAGAUGGCGUCGGCAUCGGAGAUGAAUGAUCUUUCGUUUUCAGUAGUAUCCAUCGUGGAAGAUGUUCUUCAACAGCAUAGCAGCCGAUCAAGCGACGUUGGGCUGUUGGUUCCCCGGAGAGUCGAGGAAUCUUCUCUAAGGAGAUACGAAGCUGCCGGAUGGCUUAGAGAAAUGAUCGGAGUUUCUGGCGGUAGAGAUUUCCCCGCGGAGCCUUCUGAAGAGGAUUUUAGGCUUGGUUUGCGAAGCGGGAUCGUGCUUUGCAAUGUUCUUAACAAAGUUAGUCCUGGAUCCGUCUCAAAGGUUGUUGAAGCGCCUGAUGAUGUUGCAGAUGGAGCUGCACUCUGUGCUUUUCAGUACUUUGAAAACAUCCGGAAUUUUCUUGUUGCUGUAGAGGAGUUGGGGUUGCCAUCGUUUGAAGCUUCUGACAUGGAGAAGGGAGGGAAGUCUAUAAGGAUAGUGAACUGCAUACUUGCACUUAAAUCUUACAGCGAGUGGAAACUGAAGGGUGGAACUGGUCCGUUUAGGUAUGGAUCCAACAUGAAGAAUAAUUUUGGAUCCAGGAAACCAUUUCUCAGAAAAAGCUCAGAGCCCUUCAUGAGCUCCAUGUCAAGAACUCAUCCAUCGACUGAUCAACCUGCGUGUUCUGAUGUUGGGCAAGAAGGUGAUUCUAGAUCUAUCAACGCGCUAGUUCGCUCGUUUAUUUCUGAAAGAAAGCAUGAAGAUAUUCCAACUGUUGUAGAGUCUGUGUUGCACAAAGUUAUGGAAGAAAUCCAGCAGCGGUUGUCAAUCCAAAAUGAAAUGAUGAAAUCAAGUUCAAAGCAUAUUCCAGAAGAUGAUUCAUCCUGCGAGACAGUGGUACAGUCUCAGCAGAGUGACAUAAGACAACAUGAGGAAGCAGAAGACAAUAGUCCCUCACAGGUCGUAGAAGAAAAGAUUCAAAGAGUAAAUUCUGAACACUACGAAGAACAGGAAAUUCUUCUAAAUCAACAAAAGCACAUUCAGGAAUUGAAGCAAACUUUAUACACUACGAAAACGGGAAUGAAACUACUGCAGAAGAAGUAUCAAGAAGACUUUCUUCACCUAGGCACGCAUUUGAAUGGUUUAGCUUACGCGGCUACGGGAUACAAAAGAGUUCUUGAAGAAAACCGAAAAUUGUACAACCUAGUGCAGGACUUAAAAGGAAACAUACGGGUGUACUGUCGGGUUAGGCCAUUCAUGCCCGGCCAACCAACUAGUUUGAGUACCGUGGAAAACAUAGAAGAAGGGACUAUCACGAUCAGAGUGCCAUCGAAGUAUGGGAAAGAAGGACACAAACCAUUCAUGUUCAACAAAGUCUUUGGUCCUUCCGCAACACAAGAGGAAGUAUUUUCAGACAUGCAGCCUUUGGUACGGUCGGUUCUUGAUGGCUACAAUGUCUGCAUCUUUGCUUACGGCCAAACCGGGUCCGGGAAAACUUUUACCAUGUCAGGGCCCAAGGAACUGACUGAAGAAAGCCUAGGUGUGAACUACAGGGCACUAGCAGACCUGUUUCUCUUAUCGGAUCAAAGAAAAGACAUGACCAGCUACGAAAUCUCGGUGCAGAUGCUUGAAAUUUACAACGAGCAAGUCAGAGAUCUACUUGCCACAGAUGCCCAAACUAAAAGGUUGGAAAUCAGAAACAACUCUCACAAUGGAAUUAACGUUCCGGAAGCAAAUCUUGUGCCUGUCUCAUCGAGGGCUGACGUUAUACAGCUGAUGGAUGUGGGACAAAUGAACCGUGCAGUGAGCUCUACAGCCAUGAAUGACAGAAGUAGUCGAUCUCACAGCUGUGUCACUGUUCAUGUUCAAGGCAGAGACCUCACAUCUGGGGCUAUCCUCCAUGGUUCUAUGCAUCUGGUUGAUCUUGCAGGAAGCGAGAGAGUGGACAAGUCCGAGGUGACUGGAGACAGGCUGAAGGAGGCUCAACACAUCAACAAGUCCCUUUCGGCUCUUGGAGAUGUUAUCUCUUCGCUUUCCCAGAAGAAUGCUCAUGUGCCUUACAGAAACAGUAAACUCACCCAGCUGCUGCAGGACUCCCUCGGAGGAUCAGCCAAGACGCUUAUGUUUGUCCACGUUAGUCCAGAAGCUGAAACUGUUGGAGAAACUAUUAGCACUCUGAAGUUUGCUGAACGAGUAGGGAGUGUUGAGCUAGGCGCUGCUCGUGUGAACAAAGAUAACUCAGAGGUCAAGGAGCUUAAAGAACAGAUUGCUAAUCUUAAAAUGGCUCUAGCGAGGAAAGGAAAUGGUAAUGGUAAUGGUAAUGGUAACGAGGCACAACCAACCGCUCCACCACAAAACCAGAGAAUAUCGAGAAGAAGAUCACUUGAAACUCCUAUCUUUCGACCCAAACUUCCUACCAUGGGGAACGCACCAAGCAACCUUAAGCCCCAAGUUAUGGAUCUAAGUGGACCAGAGGCUUUUAGUGAUACUGCAUCUUCAAGAAGACACAGCUUAGAUCUCCAUGAGCUAAUGAAAUCUUCUAUUCCGUCUUGGCCGAGGCAAACUCUCGACACAAACGAAGAGGAUAGAGAGUUUAAGUCAGGGGAGUGGAUAGAUAAACACACAGAGUUGAAUCAAGAUGAUAACUUACUUUCCCCGGAUAAAUUCUACCAGUCAAUAAAUCCUCAACAACUAAACGGUGGGAAACAAGACUUCGAAGUACAGAGUAUUACAGAUAACGAAUCUGAUGGCGUAGCAAGCGACUGCUCAGAUUCUGAUUUGAUGUGGCGACUGAACGUUCAAGUGAAUGUUCCCAGAGUUUCUAAUAAACAAAGUUCAGCAAACCCCAAACCAAAGAAAAUUAAGCCAAAAACUACCAAAGUCUCAGAAACCAGAAGUUUAAUCCCAUCGCUGAUCCCAGCACCAAGCAAGAGACCUCCUAACACCGUGAGCUCGCAGCCGCAGCGACCAACCAGAGAUGGAAGACGCAGACUGAGUUUAGGCAAGUGAACAUGUUUUCACCAGUUUUUGUAAAGAGUUAUAUCAAUGAGACGAGAAAAAAAAAGAUUUGUUUUUGUAUAUUGUGAGCAGGCUUCUGUUUGUUCAAAAGACAAAAUCUCAAAUUUGCUGUUUUGAGUGUGUACAAAGAAUCAUUCCUUUUAUACAAUCUUCUUUUGGUUUUCUCA